Messenger RNA from Rosa chinensis, 3341 nucleotides. RefSeq lists its product as uncharacterized. NCBI's taxonomy places the organism in Eukaryota, Viridiplantae, Streptophyta, Magnoliopsida, Rosales, Rosaceae. The record is from RefSeq and is a predicted model, not a curated record. The transcript has 15 exons. The coding region runs from base 18 to 2591 and encodes 857 amino acids.
GCCGGCUUCGAAAUCUAAUGACAAGUUAUUGUCUAUAUGCAGAGGUUAGUAAUAUCUACAAGUCUGUGAAUAUGGCAGAACCAUCCAAGGUGAAAUCUUCCUCUGCCGAUCAAAAUAAAAAAAGCUCAUUUCUAGAUGAGGAAAAUGGUGACGAUUUCCUCAGCUCCUGGAAAUCCAUGUCAGUAAUGAAAGAUGACGGGAUGGAUUUCAGCCUUGAUACAGGGGCCAAAAGCAAGAAGAAAGUGUUUGACUUUGAUAAGCUGGAUAUGGAUUUCAAUCUAGAUGGUGACUUCAACAAGAUAUCAUCUUUCAAAAUGGACAUGUCUGAUUUCGACUUCUCAAGCCCCCCCAAAAAAGAUGCAAAAACCAAGGAAGUUGACAUGUCAGACCUUGAUUUAUCAAGCCCUCCCAAAAAAGCUGCAAAAACCAAGGAAAGAUCCGAAGAAGAACCCUCCAGAGGAAGCCGUCAAGGGAAACAAGACACAUUUAAAUUCUCCUUUGAUUUCAAUGAGUUGGAUAGUUUUGAUCUCGAUUCAACUUUGUCGAAACGAGAAAAGGGUUCUAAAAAGAACCAAGAUAGCAGCAAAGAGGUUGUCUAUGAUGGAGCUGGGUGUGGAGGCUCUAAAUUCGAUCUAGCUGAAGGGAUUAGUACACUUGAUGGUGAAUCUGAGACAGUGGCCACAUCAAAGAUUAAUACUUUGUUAGUUGAUCCGGGGAAUACUAAUUCUAUGAAUGAACUUGCCUCAAAGUCUGAGACCUCUGGAAAUUUUGAAUUGCCUUCUGGUCCAAGAUGUCAAGAAAAUAUAAUGUCUAAAAGCAUAGAAGGGUCAAAUCAACAAAGCCACUUACCUGAGGAGACAAUGCCCAUAGAACCAUAUACUGAACAGACAAUACAUGAUCUGCCUGCUGAACUUGUAGGAGGAGUUGAUUUGAAUGGGGAUGCUGGUGUAGACGGAAAGAAUGGUGGCUGUCCUCAGAUCAAAAAAGUAAAUAUCAUUUCAAGUGGAAAAGAAGCUGUUAAUGACAAAAUGAUGAUAGAAGAUGGUCCUCAUCUUGAAGACUUUCCUUUUAAAAAUUCAUCUCCAUUAGAUAUUGGUAGAUUGGGGAGCAGUUAUGGUGAUAGGAGCAUGUCAGACAGUGAUACUUUGACAGAAAAUGAUGAACCAGCUAAAGGUGAUUUAGAUAAUGGAGAGACUUUGGCUUCAGUGGUCUCCAGGAAGACACCGCACAACAUCAACAGUAUCAAGGGAACCCAAAACUCAAGUUUAAAGCUUCCUUUGUCUACACAGGCCAGUGAAUCUACAGUUGAUAAAGUUACGUUGAGAAAGGAAAGCAGGGCUGGAGAACUCUGCUCGAAGAUUUCUAAGAGAUUGGAAAACACUGGACCUCAGUUGUAUCAACCACCAUUAAUAGGAGGAAAAUCUCUUUCGUCUGGAAACAACAAAGUUGGUUCCAUGUAUAUAAGCCCUGCACUUGAGAAAGGGGUGGGUGUCAAUGCUAAUGCUGCACAAUAUGGAACCAGAUUGCUCACUACCCCGGUGUUAGUUGAUAAAGAAACAAAAGUCAGACCUGUAAUACCUGGAAGGGAGGGCUCUGAUUCUGACGGUGUACCAAACGAGACCAAACUAGUUGGGGAUCCACAGCUGUGUGACAAAGAAGUAACAGAAAGGGAACCUGUAGUAGGAAGUGAGCAGAGAAAAAAUCCUAAAGAUCUCAGGGUUCAAGUGAGUUCUUCCAGCUCAACUGAUAAGACAAGAAAACAUAGUAGUCAAAUUGUCAAACCUAAAAUCAUGCUCCCAAGCAUGGAGCCAAUAAGGAAAUCAAAGAUCAUUUCUGCUGAAGGGAAUAAACAUUGUCCUGACAAACCAAACUGGAAAAUAUCCAAGAAUAUUGGUGGCAAUAAACCUUUUUUGAAUGCUCCACCUCAAAAAGAAGUUAAAACCCAGAGGAGUUCAGAGCAAAACAAGGAGCUGCAUCACAAUGUGGAAUUGAAAACUAGGCAGAUUGUUGAUGGCAUUGAAAAAAUGCCACAAAACCUUUCCCUGAAACGAAAAGCAUUUGAGGGAUUAAAUCCAGUUUUAGCAUCCUUGAAGCCUCUAAAACGCCUCUCUCUGUUGCCAAGAGAAACCAGAAAUUUCACAGAACCUUCAAAAGGAACUGUUGAACAGGUUUGCAUUCGUGAGAACCAUUUGGAGAUCAAGACUAAGAGCCCAAGCUCUAGAGUUGGUAGAAUGGUGAAUGUGAUGGAACUUGAAUUUACUUCAGCAAUGGAGACUGAUGAAAAUGUUGAAAAGGCUGAAGCAUAUCUCAAGGUGCUUGAAGAUAUAUGCAAUAUGCUGAAAAAGAAACAUGAGGAAGCCAAAGAAAUGCUUGUAAGAGCUGUUGUGAACAACAAUAAUCUACUGAUGCUUAACCAUCCCAUCUAUGAAGCCAAGAUAUCCUUUAAAAGUUUUUUAGCUGUUACUGUGUUGUCUUUUUGUCUGCCAUUUUGGUAUAAAAAUAAAGUUGAACAUUCCUUCACAACUGAGAACAUUCAUAAAGUUCAGAAACUUGCUGCUACACUGGCAUCCAAGGAACUUCAAGCAUGUUGAAGAGGACCACCAGUGGGUCAGAUAAAGGUACAUAUUAUAUCAUGUUGCCUGCUUUGGUUGAGACAAAACCGUUCUUCUGAACAAUCCAGCCAACAUGGGCAAAAAUUCAAAUGGGAUGCUUCAUAGGGAUUAGUUAGCAAUCUCGCUCUCACAAUUUCUUCUCUUAAAUUGAACUGUUGGAAUCUGCACAAUAUCAUACCGGCUGAAUAUAAUGACAGUGGUUAGUAGCAUCCUUUGUAUUCUAGACUUUCUAGUUGUGCUCUCUGUUCAUGUUUUCCCUUGCUUAUCAGAUUUACUCUGUUGUUACGAGCUAGGACAUAAUCAGGUUUCACUAGAUUCUGUUAAAUGAAUAAUCCUAAAAUCAGGGCAUGUACUCUUUAAGAGUGCUAAUGUAUAUAUCACUUUCUCUUGUGUGGAUGAAUAUGUUGUGCGUUCUGUUUCAUAUGGAUGAUGCAAAGGAUCAUAUGAUGUUUAGAUUUGUUUCAAGGUACUUCAGGAUUAUUGUUUACACAUAAUUGAUGUAGAUAAAAAAGAUUUAUCACUAGGAGAUCACCUAUAUAUGAAGGCUAUAAUGCAUGAAGGAAUUGAAAUUAUACAUGAUAAGUGGGAGGAAUGCUUAGCAAUAUUGCCUGAAAGUUCUUUAGAGUUUAAAAAUAAACUCUCAGCCUCCUUUAAAAGCCCCUCAUUUGACCUUUCUUAAAAGAAUUAGAGACAGGUGCAUGUUGGAAAUUUAUGACUGCGCAUUUAGAU